Thalassophryne amazonica is the source of this 1313-nucleotide messenger RNA. It is a transcript of the gene tdgf1, whose product is annotated as teratocarcinoma-derived growth factor 1. The coding region runs from base 302 to 1189 and encodes 295 amino acids. The transcript has 7 exons. The record is from RefSeq and is a predicted model, not a curated record. NCBI's taxonomy places the organism in Eukaryota, Metazoa, Chordata, Actinopteri, Batrachoidiformes, Batrachoididae.
UUGAGCUGGACCCUGCAGAUGUGGCUGCUCUGCAGCUGGCCAAACAGGGGGAGCUCCAGGCCAGAGGCGUGGGCCCAGUCUCUGAGAAGGCACUGGAUAAGCUCAUCACGAGGAAGGAGUUGGUGCUGCACUGCCGCAAGAGGACCAGAGGGCUGGAGGAGACCGCCAGGAGGAUCAAGGCGCUCAUCGAUAAGCUGGACAGUGAGAAGGGGAGGGACAAGCUGGGGGUCCCACUGCUGGACCACUGCUGGAAACAAAGGAAAGGAUUAUCAAACUCUUAAAAGAGGGGGAGCUGCUGGGUAUGGAGUACCUCUACAGUCAGUUGGGGAAAUCCCUGACUGUAACAAUCAACCCUGAGGAAGAAGACCGGCUGGUGGAGCAAAUGGACGACGGGUUUGUAGAGGAGGAAACCGAGGAUCUGACGGUGCCCGUCCUCUACGACCCCUUGGAGGCGGUGAGGGGCAAUGUCCCCCAGGCCUUCACCAACUCCGCACCACCCUCACCGCUGCCGUCCACAUCCAGCCCCCACCCCUUACCCCACACACAUCUCCUCAGGCUCCUGCCCAAGCUCCUCUGCUCCCUCCUCCUCCUCGAGAUGCAGAACAACCUCCUCCUCGGGCUGCAGACCAGCCUGCUGUUUUCGUUGAUUUGCCUUCAUUCUGCUGCCUCAGGAUGUGACAAAGAUGGCUGUAGCAGAGACCACGCCCCCCUCUCAUCUUCUUCAUUGGUGAAAUCCUCACAGCACCCAUACGACAUCCCAGUUUCAGUGACACAGGCGACUUCAGUAAAUGGCAGUGAUCGUAAACAUCGUGAUGCUUCUGCUGUGUUUCCCUUCAUUGGCCUCACAGGAAGUGCUGAGCAGAGCCGAAGCUGUUGUAAAAAUGGAGGAACAUGUAUCCUUGGCAGCUUCUGCGCCUGUCCUCAGUUCUUCACUGGGAGGAGCUGUGAAUACGACAAACGCAUCAGGCGCUGUGGUUUGGUCCGUCACGGCGAGUGGGUUCAGAAAGGCUGUUCAUACUGUCGCUGCAUUCACGGCGUCCUGCACUGCUUCCCCGACGUCUUCCAUAAAGACUGCGAUGAUUCUGAGGAGGUUCUCUGGUUUGUCUCGUCAACUGUCAGAACAUGUCACUCCGGGUUCCUCCAGUAUGUGGCGCUGCUGCUUCCUCUCUGCUUCCUCCUCUGGGAAUGAGGUAAAGUUCAGGAUUUCUCUAAAACUCUGACACCUGCUUCAGCAUGCCCUGAAAGCUUCAGAAGUAUGUCAGGAUUCAUUCUGUGCUGCUUUCAUGUGCUGUCUUAAAACAAAAAAACAAACA